This is a messenger RNA of Aedes albopictus (Asian tiger mosquito), 813 nucleotides long. RefSeq lists its product as uncharacterized. NCBI's taxonomy places the organism in Eukaryota, Metazoa, Arthropoda, Insecta, Diptera, Culicidae. The transcript has 4 exons. Bases 138 to 671 code for a protein of 177 amino acids. The record is from RefSeq and is a predicted model, not a curated record.
GUAAGACACUGACUGUUGCCUGGGAAGCCGCGAUUACAGCCAGCUAGAAUACAUUCCCCUCGAUUUGUUCUCAGUAGUACAGUGAUGCUCUAGGGCAUAGGAAGUGCUCAGCUUCGAAAAAAAGAAACAAGAGAAAAAUGCCUUCCACCAAACGCGAGUAUUCUUUUCUGGGGUGCCUUCUGAGUCCUCGGUUGUACGGUGUGAUUGUGGGUGUGGUCAGUCUGUGGGCCAUGAUGGCCUCGCUGUCGGCGUCCAUCUAUCUGAUGGUGAAGUUCAACGACUUCAAGGACGUUCCGGACAGCUUGAAAGCCUAUUAUCGGUACGCUAUGGUUGAUACGAUACUGAUAUUGAUUGGCGUGACCGUUGUUGGGUUCUAUCUAGUCGGUCUUUACAAAGUCAACGAGCACUAUUUGAUGCCGUUCAUAGUGCUACUCGUGCUGGACUUUUUGGGCUACAUUGUGUCUGAGACGAUGCUGAGAAUGAAUGCACCCAACAACGCACUGCCAAAGGACCGCUGGAAGCAAAAUCUCAUGGAGAUGGUGAUAUUUACCUGCCUGUUUGGACUGACGACCCACAUCUAUCGGAUCUUCAAGCACAAAAGACUAAUGGAGGAGCAAAGGUUCGGCGGUUAUCGGAGUAUUUCCAGCAGUGCCGAGAAUAUUGGGAUGUAGAUUAUAAGUUGUUCUGUUUGUUAGCUCGGUAAGAGUUUGUUGUACAUACUUUAUUCAUUUUAAGCAAUCCCAUAAUUAGGAAAUUCUGAACAUGAUUAAAAUAAAAGCCACGUAAUUUUGAACAAAAAAAAAAUAAAUACUG